This is a messenger RNA of Lathyrus oleraceus (garden pea), 1664 nucleotides long. Its product is annotated as amino acid transporter AVT6A. NCBI's taxonomy places the organism in Eukaryota, Viridiplantae, Streptophyta, Magnoliopsida, Fabales, Fabaceae. Gene Ontology annotation, molecular function: L-amino acid transmembrane transporter activity. Gene Ontology annotation, cellular component: membrane. The record is from RefSeq and is a predicted model, not a curated record. The transcript is spliced from 5 exons. Bases 133 to 1491 code for a protein of 452 amino acids. Gene Ontology annotation, biological process: amino acid transmembrane transport.
GUUAAGAAGUCUCUUUGUUUAGCUAUUUAUACUUGUCACAAACAUUUUUGAAAUCAUCACUACCGCCCUCUUUCUCUAACUUCUUACUUUUCCUUCAUAGUAAAACAUAAAUAGAAAACUUGAAUAUUAAAAAUGACUAUUGGAAGUGAUAGGAAGAACAAGGCAAUGAUUGAUGAGAAUGCACCUUUGUUACCUAAGACUCAAGAAAGUGUUGCUAAGUUUGAUGAUUUUAAUGGAGCUUCAUUUUCUAGUGCUGUUUUCAAUUUGUCAACAACAAUUAUUGGUGCUGGAAUCAUGAGUUUGCCUGCUUGUGUUAAAAAAUUGGGAAUGAUACCUGGUCUUACUGCCGUAAUCCUUUCAUCAUUAUUUACAGAAAAAUCAAUUGAUUUCAUGAUCAGAUUUUCAAGAGCAGGGAAUGUUUCUUCCUAUGGAAGUCUCAUGGGGGAUAGCUUUGGAAAAUAUGGAAAAGCUUUGGUCCAGAUGUGUAUUACAGUCAAUAAUAUUGGUUUUAUGAUUAUUUACAUGAUUAUUAUUGGUGAUAUAAUUUCUGGAACAUCUUCAAGUGGAGGACACCAUUAUGGUGUCCUCGAAGGAUGGUUCGGGGUUCAUUGGUGGACCGGGCGUACAUUUGUUCUUGUUAUUACAACAGUUACCGUAGUUGUACCUUUGACAAGUUUUAAAAGAAUUGAUUCUUUGAGAUACACAUCUGCAUUAUCAAUUGGACUGGCAGGUGUUUUUCUUGUCGUUGUUGCCGGAAUCUCAAUUGUCAAGAUCAUAAAUGGAGACACAACAAUUCCAAGACUAUUUCCAAUCAUUACUGAUGCAGCAUCAGUUUUUGAAUUGUUCACCACAUUUCCUGUACUUCUAAGCGCCUAUAUUUGCCACACUGUUGUUCACAGUAUAAAUAAUGAAUUAAAGGAUUCGAAACAGAUGCAAGGAGUUGUGAGAGCUUCCAUUGUUCUAUGCUCCUCGGUGUACAUACUCACAAGCUUCUUCGGAUUCCUUCUAUUUGGUGAAGAAAUAUUCGACGAUGUUCUUGCCAAUUUCGAUACCGAUCUUGGAAUACCGUUCAGUCUUAUUCUCAAUGACGUUGUUCGGGCUAGCUAUGCCGCGCAUCUCGCGCUUAUAUUUCCAGUAAUCUUCUACGCAGUUCGGGUCAACAUCGAUGGACUCUUGUUUUCUUCUUCAUCAAGGCUUUUGGUAGAUGAUAACUUCAGAUUUUUCUCUAUUACUUUUUCUCUUGUUGGCAUUAUGUUCUUGGGAGCAAACUUCAUACCUAGCAUUUGGGAUAUUUUCCAAUUCAUUGGAGCAACUACUGCUCUUUGUGUAGGAUUUAUAUUUCCAGCUGCAAUCGCUCUCAGUGAUAAACACAAUAUAGCAACUAAAUCAGACAAGAUUCUAUCAGUUUCUAUGAUCAUCCUUUCAGUAUUAUCAAGCGUUGUGGCUAUAUACAGUAAUGCUUAUGCCUUGAUCAACAAGAAUAAAGUUUAAUGAUAUAAUCACAGGGUCAUGGCCAAAUGUAUAAAAAUAAAAUCAUGUUUUUCUUUCUUUCUUGCGGAUUAUGAUAUGUUUAUAAUAAUAUAAACAUAGCUAUAGCAUGUAUAUAAAUCAUCAAUUACUAUUUAAUCAAAAAUUACGAGUCAUCAUUAUGAUAGAAUUAAGUA